AGCUACUUCCAAUAGACUGGAUCUGAGUGGGUGCUCUUCAGUCUGGUCAGAAGUGAAUGAGUAUGAAGGACGCGGGGGAAAUGGAGUGGCUUUGAAGAGACACGCCGAUUAAAGCGAAGGGAUUUGUACUACCUGACGCGGAUUUACUACAUUUGCAGCUCUUCCCGGUGAGAAAGGAAAGGGUUUGAAAGAUGAUGUCUGACGCCAGUGAGAUGUUGGCAGCAGCCUUGGAGCAGAUGGAUGGGAUCAUCGCAGGCUCCAAGGCCAUGGAUUACUCCAACGGCCUCCUGUUUGACUGCCAGUCACCCACCUCACCCUUCCUGGGCAGCCUGCGUGCACUUCACCUGCUGGAGGACCUGCGGGGAGCGCUGGACAUGAUGGAUAAUGAGGAGCGAGAGAGUUUACGCAGCCAGAUUCCACACACCACAGCAGAGGGCCUGGUGGAGUGGCUGCAGGGCAGACUGACCAAUGGCCAUGGGUCUACAGCAGGGGAUUUGGUGUAUCAGGAGAGACUCUCUCGGCUAGAGAGCGACAAGGAAUGUCUGGUGCUUCAGGUAAGCGUUCUGACAGAUCAAGUGGAGGUCCAGGGAGAAAAGAUAAGGGACCUAGAUAUGUGCCUUGAGGAACACCGGAUGAAGCUUAAUGCCACUGAAGAAUUACUACAGCAGGAGUUGCUAAGCAGGAGUACAUUAGAGACCCAGAAACUAGAGUUGUUGACGGAGAUAUCCAGCCUGAAACUGAAGCUGGCAACUGUUGACCGGGACAACAGGGAAAGUGAGGGCCUGUAUCAGGAGCUGAGUGAAAUGCGCCUCAGAAUGGCUGCUGUGGAAACUGAGAAACUACAGCAGGAGAGAAGCCUGAAGUCAACCAAAGAGGACCUGAUAACGGUGCAGAGGCAGCUGGAGGUGGCGGAGCAGGAGCUGAGGAACCUGAAGGAGAAGGUGUUACCGGAGGUCGUGACCGCAGAGGGAAGCCAGAGCAGAGAGAAAGAAAUGGAAGUGCAGAGAAUGAGACGGGCUGUGGAGUCUUUAAUGGCGGCCAAUGAUGAGAAGGAUCGUAAGAUUGAGGAGCUGCAGCAGUCACUGUUGCGCUUCAGGAAAGUGCAGGACAUGGUGAUGUCAGUACAGGGACAGAAAGUUUCAGACAAGGCUAAGGAAGAGGACAUUAGAAUGGGUCUGUAUGAAGGUUUCGCUGUAGCCUCAGCAGCCACACUUACUGAAGGCGUUUCUCUGGGAGGUGCAGAGGAGACUGAUGAGCCUCAGCUGAUUCCAUGUACUGAGCUCCUCUCUGACUCUGAGCUUUCCAUCAUAUCCGACUCCAAACCAGCGGGUCUCACAGAACCAGGUCCUGCACACAGGUCUACUGAUGGACUUGGGUCAGAAAGCACAGUCCCUGCUGCCGUCAGAGAGGAGGUUGAAGUUGAUGGAGAUAGCAAAAAGAACUCUCCAUCAGCCCCCAGCUCAAUUCAACCCAGCCCAGGAGAGAACGACAGCUUCGGCACCAGAAAAAGUCGCUCCUCGUUUGGAAGGGGAUUUUUCAAGAUCCGAAGUGGAAAGAGGACAGCCAGUGCUCCAAACCUGGCUGAGGCUGAGCGGAAAAGAACUGAGCACUUGGAUUUGGCUGGCACUUCAUCUCCAAAACCAAAGGAGGGGGAGAAAUUCUCACCAGAGACCAAGAAGAAAGUGAAGGGCAUCCGCAAGUUUUUGGGAAUAAUGAGGAGGAGCCAGUCCACUUCCUUUAACCUGGAUGAUGCUCCUGAGUCAGAGUUCAAAAGGGGAGGAGUCAGAGCCACAGCUGGACCCAGGCUAGGUUGGUCACAUGACUUGCAGCGCGGUAACAAUAAUGAGCUGGACACUCCGUUUGCACGCUGGAGUAAAGAGCAGGUGUGCAUGUGGCUGCAGGACCAGGGUUUGGGUCUUUACCUCAACCAUGCUCAGCAGUGGAUCCGCUCAGGGCAGACGCUGUUAAACGCCUCACAGCAUGACCUGGAAAAGGAACUGGGCAUCAGGCAUCCUCUCCACAGAAAGAAACUGCAGCUGGCCCUUCAGGCUCUGGGGUCAGAGGAGGAUGACUCCAUGGGCAAACUGGACUUCAACUGGGUGACUCGGUGGCUGGAUGAUAUUGGGCUUCCUCAGUACAAAUCUCAGUUUGAUGAGGGUCGAGUGGAUGGAAGAAUGCUUCACUUCAUGACUGUAGAUGAUUUGCUGGGUCUGAAGGUGGGCAGUGUGCUUCACCAUCUCAGCAUUAAGAGGGCCAUCCAGGUGCUGCGGAUCAACCACUACGAGCCCAACUGCCUCCGCCGGAGACCCUCCAAUGAGAAUAAUAUCACACCAGCAGAAGUGUGCGAGUGGACCAAUCACAGAGUAAUGGAGUGGCUGCGCUCUGUGGACUUGGCUGAAUAUGCACCCAACCUAAGAGGAAGUGGGGUGCAUGGUGGUCUGAUGGUUUUAGAGCCUCGGUUCAAUGUCGAGUCCAUGGCCCUCCUCUUGAACAUCCCACCCAGCAAAACCCUGUUGAGGCGUCACCUGGCAACCCACUUUCACCUCCUGAUUGGUGGAGAAGCGCAGAGACUCAAGCAGGAAUGUUUGGAGAACCCUGACUACACACUGCUCACGGCCACGGCCAAAGUCAAGCCGAGACGCCUGUCGUUUGGAGGGUUUGGGACGUUGCGGAGGAAGCGUCAGGAGGACAGUGAGGAGUAUGUGUGUCCCAUGGAUGUGCAGAUGCCCCAGAGCAGCAGCUUCCACAGAGGUCUGCCCAUGUACGAGGAUGAACUGGACCGACUGGAGCAGAUGGAGGACUCUGAGGGCACAGUGAGGCAGAUCGGAGCCUUCUCAGAAGGGAUCAAUAAUCUGACUAGCAUGCUGAAGGAGGAUGAGCUCUUCAAGGAAAUAUCAUCUGAUGCUAAUGAGUCCAGCGCAUGAAGAACCGGCCUGUCCAUCACCAGUUUGGUUCAUUGCUCCAUAACUGGAUGAAGCCGUGUAGCCGAGUCCAGUGUUGUGACGUUUUUCCAUGAAAGGUGUAUACACAGCGCCACCUGGGGAGAGCUUUACUAUUCUAUAAGCAUACUGUGGUGCAAUACCUUCAUAAUGAUCAGCAAGUAUGACCAGAAGUAUUUCACAGGAACAGUGUUAUUUAUUAGCUUUUUACCAUCUGCAGUAUAAUAAACAGUGUUACAGUAUUUAUCAGAUCAGGGCCAAACUAAAACCAAACCAAACCAAAGACUGCCACUGACAAUGACCAAAGACAUUUAAAACACUUACUUUUCACUUAGCACUUCCCUUUUAUAUCAGCUAUAUUUUAACAUACACACUUUUGCAUAUCGUCGCAUGUGUUAGUCAGUACUAAAUGUGAACACUUGGUACAUGGCAGGUGCAUUUGGGAGGGGAAUACAGUAAUAUUCUCAUUAAAAGCAUUUAACCUGUGAAGCAGUGAAAAUGAAUAAAUGAAUGAAUGAAUGCAAAUGUACUCUGUUUUUAGGGGUUUUAAAAUCAAUAAAAUGUUGUGAAUGUUCUUAA
Messenger RNA from Astyanax mexicanus (Mexican tetra), 3518 nucleotides. It is a transcript of the gene ppfibp1a, whose product is annotated as PPFIA binding protein 1a. The record is from RefSeq and is a predicted model, not a curated record. NCBI's taxonomy places the organism in Eukaryota, Metazoa, Chordata, Actinopteri, Characiformes, Acestrorhamphidae. Gene Ontology annotation, cellular component: presynaptic active zone. Gene Ontology annotation, molecular function: protein binding. The coding region runs from base 192 to 2924 and encodes 910 amino acids. Gene Ontology annotation, biological process: neuromuscular junction development. The transcript is spliced from 25 exons.